This is a messenger RNA of Tauraco erythrolophus (red-crested turaco), 770 nucleotides long. NCBI's taxonomy places the organism in Eukaryota, Metazoa, Chordata, Aves, Musophagiformes, Musophagidae. The record is from RefSeq and is a predicted model, not a curated record.
GUUACGGCCAUGCAGCCCCCAGCACGGAUGGGGGGAAGGUCUUCUGCAUGGUCUACGCCCUGCUGGGGAUCCCCCUCACUCUCGUCAUGUUCCAGAGCUUGGGCGAGAGGAUCAACACCUUCGUCAAGUACCUCCUCCACCGCAUCAAGAAGUGCCUUGGCAUGAGGCGGGCGGAGGUCUCCAUGGCCAACAUGGUCACCAUUGGGUUCUUCUCCUGCAUCAGCACCCUCUGUAUCGGGGCAGCUGCCUUCUCCUACUAUGAGCACUGGAGCUUCUUCCACGCCUACUACUACUGCUUCAUCACCCUCACCACCAUCGGCUUCGGGGACUACGUGGCCCUGCAGAAGGACGAAGCCCUCCAGAACAAGCCCCAGUACGUGGCCUUCAGCUUCGUCUACAUCCUGACGGGGUUGACGGUCAUCGGGGCUUUCCUCAACCUGGUGGUCCUGCGUUUCAUGACCAUGAACGCUGAGGAUGAGAAGCGGGACGCCGAGCAUCGUGCACUGCUCACCCGUAACGGCCAAGCCAGCAGCGUCCAUGCCACAGACACAGCCUCGGCCGCGGCACCAGCGGCGGCGGGGGGCGGCGGCGGUGGCUUUCGGAACGUCUACGCCGAGGUUCUCCACUUCCAGUCCAUGUGCUCGUGCCUGUGGUACAAGAGCCGGGAGAAGCUGCAGUACUCCAUCCCCAUGAUUAUCCCCAGGGACCUCUCCACCUCGGACACCUGCGUGGAGCAGAGUCCCUCCUCGCCCGGCCGCUGCCCGCAGACC